Messenger RNA from Penicillium odoratum, 1215 nucleotides. RefSeq lists its product as uncharacterized. Bases 1 to 1215 code for a protein of 404 amino acids. NCBI's taxonomy places the organism in Eukaryota, Fungi, Ascomycota, Eurotiomycetes, Eurotiales, Aspergillaceae. The transcript has a single exon. The record is from RefSeq and is a predicted model, not a curated record.
AUGGAAAUAGACACAUUCCCUGACGAUGUAGACAUUGCGAGACUUUUCACUCCAAAGACGGACUCGAAAGACGAGGAAGGUCUCCCUGGAGUCUGUUCCGUCGACGAAUUACCACCUCUUUUGUUCAGGUGGUCGAAUUUUGAUUCCCAGGGAUUAAAUUCACGAAAAGGCUUCCUGGCAGGGCUCUUCCAAAAGGACGAAAAGACCGGCAUUGAUGUAGAUAAACUCACCCGCAAGCAAUACCUUCAAUUCUUCAAGAGCCAUGUGACCAAAGCAAUGAUCUCGUCACCCUUCAUAUCAGCAUCCCGACUUCCGCUCACACCUAUCCACAGGGCCCUUUGGAACAAACAGGGAGCCACUGUUGCCAUCAUCGAUACAUCGGAAAUCAACACCCUGGUUGUUAAAGCUUCAAAUUUGGUGCUGCUAACCGAAACCGAAACACCUCACUGGAAAGGCUAUGGGGAAUACCUCAUUUGGGGAAAAAUUCCUCAAGCCGCGAUCUCAUGCAUGUUUAAGAUCACUCAUCUGGAAACGAUAGCAAGUGAAUUUUCAGACAUCAAUGAAUUCCUCCAGCUCGAUCUUAUCAAGAGCCACUCGUUUUGCGGAGCGAGCUUGUACCGAGAGCUUGCUCAAAAGUUGAAAACCGGCGCUAACCAUUGUGUGACCCUGGAGAGAAUGGCAACCCUGCUCAACGUACCGCCAAAACACGUGGGCCUGGUCGCAGAAAGAUUUGAGGAAGCAUGGGUGAGCAACAGGUUCGGCUACCUUGACCAGGUCGCCGAAGACAGGGCUCAAGAUAUAGAUAUCAGCAACAUGGAGAUUGGACCCCGAGAACCAUUCAAUUACAAAAGGGUAUCCGCAUCUGAUGCAUCAACAUAUGCGCCUUCUCGAAGUGAUCUUGACCACAGCUCUGAAAGUGAAGACCCCUAUCAGGAAACUGGUUCGGCUUCACCAGAAGCCCCUGCUCGUCGAUAUGAUACACCCAGUCCACCAUUCUCGACCCAAGAUUCCAUUGACGAUGAUGAACCGUGGCGUUGGGGUCAGAUAUUCGAAGAAGAAGAGAUGAUGCAGGACGAACGAGGACCUCUCAAUGUUCAACUCUUUACGCCAUCGACAAAUAGGGCCCAGCAAACUGCGGAGAUCAUGCUCAUUUCCCCGAUUCCGAUCGACUUCGAGAGAGACAUCAGCUGGCCGCCUUCAGAGAACUAUGCUUGA